UGCCUGUCUUUCCGCGAAGUUUAUGUCAAGAUCCCAUGAAUAGUAUGGCGGUCGAAGUACCAGGAUCUGAUAAAAAUACGUGCACGUCUUCUCCAAUAACGUGAUAUGCCAUCUAUAUGAGGACAGCGCCUAUCGUCCAUGCGAGUACUUAACAUUCUUCUCUAUAAAUUGUCUGGACAGCUACUUCUCGAGGUGGUACACGGUUCAUCUGGCUUUCUGGCAUCGCUCGUCGACCCGCCGCCUGUGCUACUUAUACUCUCGACUUGCUUCUUGUCUUGAGUCUGCUUGCAAACAUACAGUCAACAUGGGUAAGAACGACGAUAUCGAUAGGCCAGUGCUACACCAUCACUCUUCUGCUGGGAGUGAGGACGACCCUCCAGAAUAUACACCUCCACUAGCCGUCGUGCGGGAUUCGGCAAGCAUCCAGACUCAAGAAGUCUAUCGUUAUGAUGAGUCUCGCAAGCUUGGAAUCACGAGCUCGGUCUUCCUUAUCCUCAACAAGAUGAUCGGAACAGGAAUUUUCUCGACGCCUUCAGGCAUCUUCGCUUUAACCGGUUCCGUUGGAAUUAGUCUAAUGCUUUGGGUGAUAGGUGGACUCCUGACAUUCUGUGGUCUCAGCGUUUUUCUCGAAUUCGGUCUCCAGAUCCCACUAUCUGGUGGCGAGAAAAACUAUCUCGAACGUGUCUAUCGGCACCCAAAGUACCUCGCGACUUGCGUAUUCCUGUCUCAGAUGAUCCUGCUCGGCUUUUCCUCCGGCAACUCGCUCGCGUUUGGUCGCUACGUUCUGUUCGCAUCAGGCAGUGAGGAGCCUGAUGGCUGGAAAGCCCGCGGUAUCGCAGUCGUGUGUGUAACCUUUGCCGUAGCUCUACACGCCACGCUUCCGAAAUGGGGCAUGAGGCUAUUUGACAUCCUUGGCGUCUUUAAAGUAGUCGUUCUCCUCCUCAUUGUCUUCUCUGGCUUCGCUGCCCUAGCAGGCCACCGGCGGAUUGAGGAUCCGCACAACUUCGACGACGCCUUCUCGAUCGACACCUCUUACGGAGGUGGUGGCGCUUGGGCAUAUGCCACUGCCCUUUUGCGUAUCGUGUACAGCUACAAGGGCUGGGAGAAUGCAAAUUACGUGCUCGGCGAGAUCAAGCAUCCGAAAAGGACCCUGGCUAUCGCCGCACCACUGGCUGUGGGAGGUGUCACCAUCCUCUAUGUCCUGGCCAACGUUGCAUACUUUGCAGCGAUCCCAAAGCGCGAUCUUGCAGAGUCGGAAGUCAUUGUUGCUGGUCUGUUCUUCCGCAACAUCUUUGGAAACAGUGCCGGCGCGCGUUCUUUGCCUGCGUUUGUGGCGCUGAGCAACUUGGGCAAUGUGCUUGCUGUGAGCUUUGCUCACUCCCGUGUCAACCAGGAGCUUGCGAAGGAAGGUUUACUUCCUUUUAGCAAGUUCUGGGCUUCCAACAGACCGUUCAAUGCUCCAGCUGCAUCGCUCUUCCUACACUGGUUCGUGACUGUCAUCGUCCUCGUCGCCCCUCCUGCCGGCCCGGCCUACAACUUUAUCACUGACCUGUACACUUACCCGGGCGCCUGGAUCAACGGCUUCGUUGCUGCCGGUCUCAUUUACCUACAAUGGCGCAAGUCCGAGAGGUGGACUUCGCCGUGGCACACAUAUCUUCCCAUCACUGUGGUAUAUCUGCUUUCCAACGUCUUCUUGGCCGUCACUCCUUUCAUCCCGCCAAAAGGAGACAUCAACGCUGACGGAUACCCAUACUAUGUGUUCCCAAUCGUGGGAGUUGGUGUUCUGCUUCUGGGUAUGACGUACUGGGGCCUUUGGAUCAAGGUGUUACCGAAGAUUGGUGGAUACAAGGUUGUUGGUGAGAGGGUAAUCUUGGAGGAUGGAGCGGAGGUUGUGAGGUAUAAGAAAGUGAGUAUCAAGAAGAAUGGUACAGGCGAGGUAGGAUCAGAAUGACGGAAUCAGUUUUUGCUAUACAAAGUAGCCACUUACAUAACUAAAAGCAUUUCUACUAUACCGGGCUCAAGGUACCAGCUGUUCUUUGGUCGGCACUUGAGCGUUGUACUAUCUUUGCUCACAGGUAGGAUCGAAACCAAUGAAUACUCUGUCAGCGAUCUUGCUCGGAUGUCGCUAUCGUACAUCCGACCACGUACACCCGACACUCUCUCUAGCAACCUUCUUCGCAGACACCAAAAUGUCCUCGUCACUUCUUCUUUUACCACUCCUUCCAAUCCCAUCCUCUGUGCACUUGCCCACAAUCCCAGCCUUCGUCUCGUUCUAUCCCAUGGUCCUCGCACAUACACAUCCCGAGAUUAGCCUCGACCUGAGCUCUCGCAGCCUUCCAUAUCAAAUUUUGAGCCAUUACAAUCCUAACAGCGC
Pseudovirgaria hyperparasitica is the source of this 2374-nucleotide messenger RNA. RefSeq names its product amino acid transporter. Gene Ontology annotation, cellular component: membrane. Gene Ontology annotation, biological process: amino acid transmembrane transport. The transcript has 4 exons. The coding region runs from base 305 to 1951 and encodes 548 amino acids. Gene Ontology annotation, molecular function: L-amino acid transmembrane transporter activity. NCBI's taxonomy places the organism in Eukaryota, Fungi, Ascomycota, Dothideomycetes, Acrospermales, Acrospermaceae. The record is from RefSeq and is a predicted model, not a curated record.